Messenger RNA from Amborella trichopoda, 1762 nucleotides. RefSeq names its product Erythronate-4-phosphate dehydrogenase family protein. Gene Ontology annotation, molecular function: phosphoglycerate dehydrogenase activity. The record is from RefSeq and is a predicted model, not a curated record. Lineage: Eukaryota; Viridiplantae; Streptophyta; Magnoliopsida; Amborellales; Amborellaceae.
GCCCUAUAUAUAUAUAUAUAUACAUUCUCUCUCAUCCAUGAUCUCCAGAGUGCUUGAUUGGGUGCGGUUUCUGUUUCCGAGAUAAGGCUCAUUCCCUCUCUCCCUCUCUAUAAAUCCGUUCUCUCUCUCUAUAAGUCGUCUCUCUCUCUCUCUCUCUCUCUCUCUCUCUCUCUCUCUUCCUCUGAACUUUGCCAUGUCCUGUGUCCUUGCCUCUGCUGCUUAACCGAACGUGUCUGGGAUCUCUCUUUGAUCACAGUGCUAAUGUUGCAGGAGUUGAAGGACACAAAAAUUCCAUGAAUUUUUGGAAUUGGAUUCCUUUGCCUAGGGUUUGGCUUUUGUCAAAAUCAAUUGGAUUUUGCAUGGGAGGACCAGCUUUGUAGGGAGGAGGAUUGAUCACUCCUGCAAAUGGGGAACGAGGAAGAAUCAGCCGCCCUGGCUGAUUCAGGGAACAGGAAACUGGUAAGGCACUCCUCCUCUGGUUUCCAAUUCUCAGGCUUGAGCUCCUCAGGCUUGGUGCUCAGAGUCUUCUACGUUAGGGUUAGCAAUUGCGAAUUCGAUAGCCCCCCUCCUGAGCACCUAACCCUGAAACACCUCCCACUGAGCGCCGAGACCCUCAUCGAGGUUAAUGGGGGUCGGAGUGUUUCCUCGGAGGAGGUCUCUGUCCUCCUGAGAAGGGAUCGAGUCGAUAAACAAUCAGAGGAAGCAACAUUUGUGAGCACCGAUUGUGUUCGAAUGACUGGGAGUGUCAGAUUCGAGGUCUAUGAUAGGGAUGAUCUUCUCCUCUCUGGUUUCAUAGAGUUCUCUAAUGGAAAUUCCAAUCCGAAUAAUAAUGUUAUCAAUAACAAUAAUAAUAAUAAUGGCAACAGCGGUGGAGGUUUAAUGGGGGAGACGAAGAAAAGAGGGGGAAAAGAAUUGAGCAUGGAUUGCCAGUCUGAGAUAGUCGGGAGCUCGAGCUUUUUGAGGGGAGGAAUUGAGCAUGGAUUGCCUCCCCCUAAUUUGGAGGUUUAUGUCGCUGGUUGUUUCUUGGGCACCCCCAUCAUAUUGACAAAGACUCUUCAGGUCAGUUUCCGGAGGAAGCCUACGAGAAAAGGGACCUUGCAUUCGAUCCCGGAAUAUGAAUCGACUGAAACUGGGGGACUCUCGCCUGAUCUUUCAUCACAGAUAUCAGAAUACCAAGAUUUUGGAUGUGCCGAUGAUGACAACUUUACUAAACCUUAUCCAAGGGGAGAAUACAUAGAAGGUGAAGAUGGCGAGCUCUCAUGGUUCAAUGCGGGCGUAAGGGUGGGUGUCGGGAUAGGCCUUGGGAUAUGCCUGGGUGUUGGCGUAGGAGUCGGUUUGCUGGUGCGUACAUACCACGCCACCACCAGAGGCUUCAAGAGGCGGCUUCUUUAGGCAAGCAACUCUCACGUGCAAUUCGCAACUUCAACGAGUAUCAGUAGAUGUGUUCCUUGCUCGAAAACCAACGCAGCAUGAAUACCGUGAAAAAUGUCCAAGACAUCGUGAAGCAGAGCUCUGUUGCUGCUUAUAGGAUGAAUUGUGCUAUAAUAUCUGUAUGUACCUUCUCACUUACUACUAAGCUGACAAGAUGGACAAAUGAAGUUUUGUAGUAGGAGGGACCUUACCUCCCAAGUUGGGAUGUGAGCUCCUUCCUUUUCUCGUACUAUUUUCCCUUUUUUUUUUUCUUGUCGGAGUGUCCAUGUUUCCAUUUGUUAUUGGAGAUUAACCCUGCUUAUAAAUAACAUUGUGCAUGCUUGAUGAUGUA